AGAAUGUUUGCAUGCAGUGGGUACAGUAAUUUUUUUAUUAUUGUUUCAUCGUUUCUAAGGUGCGUGGCGUGGCGUGGCGUGGGGUGUGGGAGUAUGUGCAGACCGGUCCGGUGGAAGGAUCGUGGGCUCGAACGAGCGGAGGGUGUGCUUUGGCUACUUACUAGUGUGCAAGUGGAGUACAGUACAAUCGAAACCGUGCGGGCGGUGGGUGGGUGGGUGAACGGGGUUGGCUCGAACGGCUCAGAUCCCGCCGUUCCGGUAAAAGUGCCGCAGGGCGUCCCCAAAGUAGCCCCCCCGGACGGACCAGGCCCACUCCUGCGGCGUCAGCGGCGAGAGGCCCUCCGUGUCGUAGCCCGAGUCGACGAGGUAGCCCCCGUACCGGAGGUGCUCCCCGAGCAUCGUUCCGAGGGACCCGUUCUGUGCCGCCCAGACCCACUCCUGCGGGGAAAAGGGAACGACCUUUUCGUCAAAGGCCGAAAGAUCGACGGAGAGGCCGCCGUGCUUCGCCCACUCGGCAAGCAGCGAGGGAAAGUACCCGUCCCGGACCGACCAGUACCACUCCUGCGGGAGGAUCGUGGCGACGCCCCAGGUCUCGGGGGCCUGGCCUUCCGGAAGCGUUCCCACCAUCGAGAGGCCGUCGACCGGAACGUUGGGAACCGCCGCCACCCCGUGCAGGACGGUCCACAUUACCCAGGCCCCGACCGAGAGGUUGGCCAGGUGGAAAGCCGCCCUGAGGGGGGCGAGGCGCCUUUCUUCCCUGGCGAUCUUCUGGCGGAGGCCCGCGACGACCUCCGCGACCUUGUCGGCGUUCCCGCACAGCGGGCUGCUGCCCAGGGCGUCCCCGACGCAGUCCGCCUGGGACCGGAGGACGCCGUCGAGGCAGGCCCGGGCCUCCUCGAGGGAGCAGGACUCGGAAUCGGCGCAGGCGCCGGCGCGGCCCAGUAGAAAGGAGUCGUCCCCGUAGUAGUCCUCGUCCUCCGUCCAGACGGCCCCGACGGACAGGGCCGACCGGGACAAAGGCGACGACGACGACGACGUUGGCGACGAGGCCGCGGACCGGACCAGCUCGGAUCCCUUUCGGGCGGAAAAGGCCAGUGCGGGAGCGAGGAGGAGGGAGGCACCGAGGAUUGCGCGUUGUAGGAGCAUCAUUGCUGCUGUAGUGGCGGUGCGAUCGGAUUGGUUUGGUUUGGCGUUUGGUUUGCUUUGCUUUGCUUUGCUUGGUGUGGUUUGGUUUGGUUUGGUUUGGUUGGAAACCGGAGGGAACCAGAGAUUUAUAACCACUUGG
Messenger RNA from Pseudo-nitzschia multistriata, 1285 nucleotides. Lineage: Eukaryota; Bacillariophyta; Bacillariophyceae; Bacillariales; Bacillariaceae. The record is from the annotation of a GenBank genome assembly.